CUUCAGUUCAUCUCUUCCUCUCUCAGCCUCUCUCUCUCUCUCUCUCUCUCUAUAUAUAUAUAUAUAUUCAAUAAUACAGAGAAAUGGAAAGCAAUUUGCCGGUAAUAUCAAAGAAAGUGUGGAGCAUAGUGCGCGUCGUCUUCUUCAUGCUCCGGAAAGGCCUCACAAAACCAAAGCUCUUGAUGGACCUCAACCUCAUGCUCAAACGCCCCGGCAAGCUCGCCGGGAAAGCCAUCGCCAAUCUCAUCUCCCACCACCAUCACUGCCACCACGGCGGCUCCGCAGCAUCCCACGACGUCCAUUUACAGUUCUCCACCACAAGCGAGUACGAGUUCAGCUGCAGCAACAGUCCCAGCUACAGCUUCUUCUCCAAACGCCAUUUUUCCCGUCACUUCCUUGCUUGCGCUCAUGCACCACUAACGCUGGACGAUGACGCGGUGGUGGUUAACAAUGCUCUUAAGGUCGCGUUGGAGAUUAUAGAUGACAAAAAAUGCAAGGAUGUGGCGGAGGCGUCGCCGGCACUACCUAGGUCUGGCCCGACCCAGACGGCGAGGCCGGUGAUGGUCACGGACUCUCCGUUUCCAGUGCAAGACGGCAACGACGACGGGGACCACCGGGUUGACACGGCGGCGGAGCAGUUCAUAGAGAGGUUCUUCAGGGAGUUAAGGAAGCAGCAGGGCUGA
Molecule: messenger RNA, 683 nt
Organism: Neltuma alba
Lineage: Eukaryota; Viridiplantae; Streptophyta; Magnoliopsida; Fabales; Fabaceae
Exons: 1
Coding region: 84-683 (199 amino acids)
Source: RefSeq, a predicted model, not a curated record